Nematostella vectensis (starlet sea anemone) is the source of this 1223-nucleotide messenger RNA. RefSeq names its product rac guanine nucleotide exchange factor JJ. The transcript has 2 exons. Lineage: Eukaryota; Metazoa; Cnidaria; Anthozoa; Actiniaria; Edwardsiidae. The record is from RefSeq and is a predicted model, not a curated record. The coding region runs from base 141 to 1187 and encodes 348 amino acids.
ACACGCGCGCGCUCUGAUGGAAUAAUGGUGGAUGGCGCUGAACGCUAUUUUACAAGCAAGAAAGAAUAAGUUUCUUAGCAACACUCACCUACGCCUAAGCCAAGAUUGGGGCUUAAGACAAUUUCUUAUUGCCGUUAAAUAUGGAUAUGAAAGAAAAAGCACUAAAAUUUGUAUUUCCAUUUCUUUCUAUCGAGGCUACGGAGACUCAAAAUAUACCAUCAGUGGGGGAUGAGCUUGGAGCGGCAAAAGAAUUUUUCGAACAAAACUAUUCGAUAAGCUGGCAACUUCGCGAGACAGAGUGUCAAACUUACAGCCAUCUGGAAAAACAGUACAAGAAACUGAAACGGGAGCUUGAAAAGUCUCGUCAAGAAUACGAAAAUAUCAACUUAUUUCUCUCGGAAGAAAAAUACCAAUGGAUUCGAGAAAUGCAUGAAUUAGUUCAUGAGAAGAGCUCUUGUUUUGCUGAGGAAGGACCAUUUAAUGAAGUGGAGUAUUUUCUACAGUUUGCCGAAAGCGAGCUUGAUGCAAUUCUGAACGAGUGGCAAGAUAAACCAGCAGCUCAUGAUCUAACGAGUAAAACAGAGAAAGACUUAAAAGAGAUGAAAAUUGCUUUAGACAGAGCUAAAGAAAUAAAAGAAAAGUGCGAGGAAUUGAAACAAUGUAAGAUUUUGCUAGAGAAAGACCUCAAAAGGAGCGAAACUGGUGCUGACUGCAAAGAAAAAGGCAGGGAGGAACUCGAAAACGUAGAAAAACAACUGAACGAGCGUGGACGGAAUGAGGCCGCUGUGAAAGGAGAAUAUCAAGAUUUUCUGCUAAAAAAUUGUCAGGCUCUUAUUCAGGUGCACAAACCUUUACAUGAACUCAAGCAACAAAUAAUUAAAAAACGUAUUCAUGUCUCUGAUACGGAGAAACGUUUAAGCAGGAGUACAAUUGAUAUAGAUCACAUCCGAAAAGAGAUUGUCGGAAAUGUACGAAGAACAGAGAAGUUGCAAAAAGAGAACGCUGAGCUUGAGACCUUGGAGACUAGUUCCAGGAUGAGCUGUAAGGAGGUGGAAACUAAACUGGAGCAAGUAAGACCGCAGCCGCCAGAGGGAGAAGCCAACGAACACUGUGCACGGAAGAACAAGCUGGGAUUCGGUGGAGGAAGACUUCCUUGGGCUAGUAACAAGGAUGCUACUGUCAAAUGAAAACUAAUAAAAAUCCAAUUUGUUUGAAGAAUAAAA